ACGGCCAGCCUCCCAGGGGAUGAGGACAUCGAGAAAGGGUGGGGAAUAGGAGGUCACUUCACUCCUGCUCAUCGACCCGUUCAACUUCUGGGUCAAAGGGGGAAAUUCUUUUUCUGAGGUCAACCGGGUGAUGCCCUGUCAGGGAAAGUGUUUCCCAGGUGGCCCGUCUGCCCCACCCCCAGACACACCUCUGCUAAGGGUGACAUAACACUGUUCCCUGUCACUCUGUUCCCGCUUAUCUCCCGUCUUGUCGGCGCCACCACCUUCUUGGAAAUGAGUUAGGACAAAAGGGGCGGGGGGGGGGGGCUUACCACCCCCGCCUCCUCCAGAAGCACCCAUAAAAGCCACUGAAACGGGGGACCAGACACCACAGCCGGUCCUGAACCUAACAGCAGGACAGCCGAACAGCCAGACAGACGGCACGAUGGUACUGAGCCCGCAGAUCCAGGCUGCCGGCCUCCUGUUCCUCCUCCUGGCCAGUCUGGCCAGUGGCUCGGUUCUUCCGCACCAGACAAGACAGCUUACAGCCCUGCAAGCCCAGGACACAGCCGAAGCCGAGCCUGGCUUGACGCCCACACUCCUGAGGCUGAGACGAGACACCCACUUCCCCAUCUGCCUGUUCUGCUGCAACUGCUGUAAGCGAUCAAAGUGUGGGUUUUGCUGCAAGACAUAGAGCCUCCCCGGCCUGCCCCCCUAUCCUGCCCGACCCUCGUAUUUAUCUGCCUUGCCCUCCAACACUCUGUGACCAGACUUGGAAUAAAAUGGUUCUGUCUGUUGUUUUCCACA
Lontra canadensis (Northern American river otter) is the source of this 786-nucleotide messenger RNA. It is a transcript of the gene HAMP, whose product is annotated as hepcidin antimicrobial peptide. Gene Ontology annotation, biological process: intracellular iron ion homeostasis. Gene Ontology annotation, cellular component: extracellular region. Lineage: Eukaryota; Metazoa; Chordata; Mammalia; Carnivora; Mustelidae. The record is from RefSeq and is a predicted model, not a curated record. Bases 425 to 673 code for a protein of 82 amino acids. The transcript has 3 exons.